Messenger RNA from Capsicum annuum, 837 nucleotides. RefSeq lists its product as uncharacterized. The transcript is spliced from 2 exons. The record is from RefSeq and is a predicted model, not a curated record. Lineage: Eukaryota; Viridiplantae; Streptophyta; Magnoliopsida; Solanales; Solanaceae. The coding region runs from base 1 to 837 and encodes 278 amino acids. Gene Ontology annotation, molecular function: nucleic acid binding; zinc ion binding.
AUGAAUGGAGAAACAAAUUUUUCUUCAAUGGCACCACCAACUUUCGAUGAAGAAAAUUAUCAAAUCUGGGCAGUUAGAAUGCGGAUAUAUAUGCAAGCUUUGGAUCUCUGGGAAGCUGUUGAAGCUGAAUAUGAGAUAGCUCCCUUGCCGGACAAUCCCACGGUGGCGCAGAUUAAAACUCACAAGGAGAAGAAUACUAGGAAAUCAAAGGCAAUGGCAUGCUUAUUUACUGCAGUUUCAUCUAAUAUAUUCACUCGUAUCAUGUCUCUUAAAUCAGCGAAAGAGGUAUGGGAUUAUCUCAAAACUGGGUAUGAAGGAGAUGAAAGGAUUCGAGGAAUACAAGUGUUGAAUCUGGUAUGUGCCUUACCAGCCAAGCAUCACGAUGAUGGACGUUCUAAGAAGAAUAAGAAUAAGAAGUACCAACCAACUAAUGGAGAAGGUGCAGUGCAAAGCAACAAAAACAAAACAGGUGGUUUCAAAAGAAACUACCCUCCUUGUAAGCAUUGCGGCAAACUCGGACAUGCAUAUUUCAAGUGUUGGAAGAGGCCUGAUGCUAAGUGCACUAAGUGUAAUCAGCUUGGGCAUGAAGCGACCAUCUGUAAAAACAAAACUCAGCCGCAAGAUGCAGAGGCUCGAGGAGUUAAUGAACAGGAAGAAGAUCAACUUUUUGUCUCAUUAUGUUUUACAAGCAGCGUCUCAAGCGAGUUUUGGCUAAUUGAUAGCGGUUGUACAAAUCAUAUGACUCAUGAUGAGGAGAUUUUCAAAUAUUUAGACAAGUCCGAAAUCUCUAAAGUCAGAAUCGGUAAUGGCGAUUAUCUUUCUGCUAAAGGAAAAUGA